Megalobrama amblycephala (Wuchang bream) is the source of this 2178-nucleotide messenger RNA. RefSeq lists its product as uncharacterized. The coding region runs from base 427 to 2049 and encodes 540 amino acids. The transcript is spliced from 7 exons. Gene Ontology annotation, biological process: proton motive force-driven ATP synthesis. Gene Ontology annotation, molecular function: proton transmembrane transporter activity. NCBI's taxonomy places the organism in Eukaryota, Metazoa, Chordata, Actinopteri, Cypriniformes, Xenocyprididae. The record is from RefSeq and is a predicted model, not a curated record.
AUAUCAGCUCCCACAUAUCAAAGCAUUUUACUUUUUGUUAGGUCUGUUUUAUCUACAUUGUGAGAAAAGAAAAAUACUUAACAGUGGCACGCGACUCACGUACGGACACGCGCAGCAUGUUUCACAGGGGGCGUGCCAGUCCGAUUACGCAACGUCUUAUGGCUUCACGGACCAAUUUGAACAACAACCUGAUCAUUUUUAUGUAAACGUUUUUGUCCUUUAAGUACAUUAAUCCUGUUUUCAUUGGCUAUACAGCCGUUGUUAAAUGAGAGCCUUUGAAUUCAGUUUUAACGACCAUUGAACGGCAUGUCCUGAUUUCCGAUGGACAAGUAAACAAGCGGUGUCUAUGAAAAACACGGUCGAAGAGUCGAAAGAGAGCAGCACAAAAGCGCUGAAAGGGAGCCAUCAAGUGUACACUUCUUAGGGAUGUUCGCAAUUAUGUCCUUCCAGAGAGUUCGCCGUUUGAAGUUCCUUUGGUUGGAAGCUUCUUGGAUUCAAAGGAAAGUUCCUGCAUUGACACCGCUCUGCACCAAAGCAAAUAAUGUCAAGAAGCCUGUCAGAUAUACAAGCAUAAAGAAAGCGAAACCAAAAACUAUAAAUGAUAUUGCCAGAUUACUGCAGCAAAAGACAAAGGAGACCAAAGAGAGGAAACAAUCGGUGAUCCCUGCAUUGAAAGCUGCUACAAGUACAACCAAACCGGCUACACCACAUCAACUGAAUGACCAGAGUGAUGCCAAAGCAACCGUUUCUAAUGCAAAAGUUCAAACUUCUACCAGCACCCUUCCAGCAAUUGUUACUGUGGAAUGUUCUUCAGAAUCUGCGACUCUUGUGGACACUAAACCUGUUCAGUACAUUGUAGAUGUAGAAGCAGUUACAGGUUCUUCUCUGAAUGUGGCCUCCAAAUUGCCUGUAGCAGCGAGCAGAACUUUCUGUGAAACCACACCUGACACUGUCCUAAUAGAUUCUGCUGUGGAUUUUGCAUAUUCAAAAUGUGUUGACCAAAUGGCCAUGGAAGGUCUGCAUAAUAAGACAUGCACUGAAAUUUCAAAUGCAACAGAUGCAGCACCCAAAGCUGUUGAUUCAGGUGUAGAGUCGCCCACUAGUAAUGUUCCACAAGAGGCUUCAACUCAAGGAGAUACGACUGCAAAUAUCAGUCAAGUUCCUGAGCUGUCUUCAACAAACACCAAAGAAAUCAGUCCAUCUUCUGAGGAUGUUGCUUCUGCCUCUAAAAAACUUAAACCAGAAGUAGAUGAAAUAGUUAAUAUGCCUGAAGUUAUGGCAAAUUCUGAAGUUUCAUCUGCGCAUGAGGACGGUCAUCUGGAAGAGUCGUUUUCUGAUUCAGAAGUUGUUACAGUGACCAAUGCAUCAACACAGUACUCUUCACAACCUUCUCAAUCUCAAGACUUUAUAGCUCCCAAUUGGCCUUCAAAUGUCAAUGCAGAUAAAACACCUUCUAGCCAAGAGAUCAUCAAUCAGGCAGUCGGCUCAUUUCCAGUUGGCGCAGUUGAGUCCAUAAUGGAUAUUUCCAGUAUUGAAGGUGUGGCAGUUGCCUGUGGUGAAGUUCCAACCCUUCGAGAAGUUUGUCAUGAAGAAGCCAUUCCAGUCUCUGACCCCAUCCCAGAAGCCUCUUUAUUUAAAUCCACCGAUGAUCUUCCUGUUGUUGAGACCAUAUCUGCAUCUCUAAGUAAAGCCGUAAAGGUAGAUGAUAUGUCAGAAAUGUCUGGUGAUGCUCAAAGCUCCAUCAAUCUGAAGGACCCAAUUCUAGCACAAACUGAUGUUUUAGAGGAAGAGAUGCAGAAAGAAGAAGCAUUUGAAGAGUUGCCUGAGGCACAGCUUGAUCCAAUACAGAGACUCUUUCUCGACAAGAUACGGGAAUACUCCACAAAGAGCCAAGCCUCUGGUGGUCCCGUAGAUGCUGGACCAGAAUAUGAGAAAGCUUUCAAUGAAGAACUAACCAAACUCCAGAGACUCUAUGGGGGUGGAGACUUAAGCAAGUUCCCAGAAUUUAAGUUCUCCGAGCCUGUACUGGAUGAAAGCAGCUCAAAAUGAAAAGCACACCAUGGAAAUAUGUCAUUCAUGAUAGACUAUAUUUUAAAAUGCAAUAUUACAUCAGUUUAUAAAUGGUUAACUUAUUUGAGAAAUGUACACAGAAAAAAAUAAAAAAUAUUGUUUAAACUU